AUUUAAUUUGACGCGAUGCGUUGUGAUUUAUCAGGAGUCGAUGAGGAAAAUUCGAAUAAAAUGGCUGAUGUGGAUGUUUUUAUUAGCAACUACACUCUUGUGGAUCCAGAGAUUUAUCAGCUAUGGAUCGAGGGCUUCUCCUCCAGCGAAGCAGUAACCUACCUGAAACAGAAGGGAUUUGGACACUCUAUGGGUGCACCAAGCGAUCUCAUUGCCUCCGAUGUACUGGACCACUAUCGCACCUACUCACUCAUUGAGCUUUACUUAAACGCACCCACAAAAUUAAUGGAGCAGUCAUGUUUCCAAUUGGAGCCACAUGUCCGUGAUUUGAUAACCGAAAAGUAUUACUCCAUUGACGAUGUGGUGGCCCGCGAGAUUCUUGGAAAGAAACUAUCGUCUCGAUACCGCAAGGAUCUGGACGAGGUAGCUGAGAAGACGUGCGUGAAGCUGAAGUCAGUCCGGAGACAGUUCGAUAAUGUGAAGCGCAUAUUCAAGGCCGUUGAGGAGAUGCCUGGCACAUUGACUAACAACAUAAAGCAGCACUUCUUCAUAUCCAACGAUCUAGCCAAAAAGUACGCCUGCAUUGUGUUCCUUGCCUGUUUGCGCUUUGAAACGACAAAAAAGAAACUGCAGUACUUAAGUUUCAGUGAUCUCUUGACCUGUUCCCACGCUAUAAUGAUAUACUGGACAUAUACGUACCAGCACACAGGUCCGGAAUAUUAUGACACAGAAAUGGACAAGGAAUUCCUUUUAGAUUUACGUGAACUGCGCUGCCUCCUGGACAAGGAAAAGGAAAUCAAACAUCUCGUUUGCUUACGUCUUAAGCCAGUACUUCUAGAAAGAGCCUUUCACGAACUGGACACAAACUUUCGUUCAUAUUGGCGCGCAUUAAUCACAAUUGCCUGCAACUUGCAUCGAAACCGCGAGCUACGAGAUUUGUUUGUCGAUCUGUGCGAAAAGUUAAUUGAUCCUUGGCGUCAGAAUGGCUGGAAUCGUGAGCAGGUGAAUAAGUUCUUGGCGUCCAUUACUCAGAGCGUGUUGGAUUUGGAGAUAUCUAGGGAUCAAGAGACUCGAUGCCUUUGGGACCGGUACAUGCAGGUUAUUACGAUAUGCUUGGAUAAAAUGUAUCACAUUUAAGCUGUGAUUAAGUUAAGUUUAAAGAUUUAUUUUUUAUGUAUUUAUUGUUUGUUCGUUUUUAUUCGUGUUGUGCUAUCUUGUAUAUGAUAUGUGUAGAACAUAAAAAAUAAACAUGGAAACAAUUAACCGA
Drosophila ananassae is the source of this 1267-nucleotide messenger RNA. It is a transcript of the gene Fibp, whose product is annotated as acidic fibroblast growth factor intracellular-binding protein. The coding region runs from base 16 to 1137 and encodes 373 amino acids. The record is from RefSeq and is a predicted model, not a curated record. Gene Ontology annotation, cellular component: nucleus. NCBI's taxonomy places the organism in Eukaryota, Metazoa, Arthropoda, Insecta, Diptera, Drosophilidae. The transcript is spliced from 10 exons.